Phalaenopsis equestris is the source of this 1603-nucleotide messenger RNA. RefSeq names its product fructose-1,6-bisphosphatase class 1. The record is from RefSeq and is a predicted model, not a curated record. The transcript has 3 exons. Gene Ontology annotation, cellular component: cytosol; cytoplasm. Gene Ontology annotation, molecular function: fructose 1,6-bisphosphate 1-phosphatase activity. NCBI's taxonomy places the organism in Eukaryota, Viridiplantae, Streptophyta, Magnoliopsida, Asparagales, Orchidaceae. Gene Ontology annotation, biological process: sucrose biosynthetic process; fructose 1,6-bisphosphate metabolic process; fructose 6-phosphate metabolic process. Bases 134 to 1345 code for a protein of 403 amino acids.
CUGUUAUUCGAGGGCGCGCGGCUUUGCAUCAUGCAAUAAUGGCUCCAUCUAAUUGGCUAUAGGUGUGACAUUUCGCUAAUCCUCCGAUAUCCCGUACGGUUACCUUGCCUUCCUCGCUCAAGAGGCGUGUGCAAUGCAUAUCUUCCUUGUUGCAAACCCCAGCACAACUCUGAAUUUACCGCCUUCUCUGUGCAAUAUCUCCGUUCCGUUUCGCUCAAGCUUCUGCACCACCAUCAUUGGAGCAACUGCCAGCUCUCGUCUUCCGACAGUGAAACCCAUAUCGCCGCGCCUGAAGGCGGUAAGGUCUGAGAUGGCUUUUCUUGAUGAAAAACGCUCAUAUACCAUGAUGGAGUAUUUGGGGAAGGCAGGGGCCGACGUCGGUGACGAUUUGGCCAUCUUGAUCGUCCAUCUUGAGUACGCCUGCAAACGAAUUGCAGCGUUGGUUGCUUCUCCCUUCAGCAGCGAAGUCGGCAGAAGGCCGGUCCAUGGAGAAGUUGGGUUGUCAUCUUCUGGCAGGGACACUCCCAAACCCCUCGAUCUAGUCUCGAACGAUAUCAUACUAUCCACACUUAAAAGCUCUGGAAAAGUUGCUGUCAUAGCAUCAGAGGAAGAUGAUCUUCCAGUUUGGAUUACUGAUGAUGGACCAUUUGUGGUUGUAGCUGACCCUCUUGAUGGUUCUCGUAAUAUUGAUGUUUCUAUUCCAACUGGUACAAUAUUUGGGAUCUACAACAGGCUUGAAGAAUUGGAUCACCUCCCUAUUGAAGAGAAAGCACAGCUUAAUGCCCUCCAAAGUGGGAAUAGACUUGUUGCUGCUGGGUAUGCUUUAUAUUCAUCUGCUACCAUUUUAUGCUUUAGUUUUGGAUCGGGAACUCAUGCUUUCACUUUGGAUCGCUCAACUGGUGAUUUUGUUCUCACACAUCCCUUCAUGAGAAUUCCACCUCGGGGGCAAAUUUAUUCAGUGAAUGAUGCACGAUACUUUGACUGGCCUAAUGGGUUAAGGCAAUACAUUGACACUGUUAGACAAGGUAAAGGGCAGUUUCCUAAGAAGUAUUCUGCUCGGUACAUUUGCUCACUUGUUGCUGAUUUCCAUCGGACCCUUAUAUAUGGAGGGAUAGCAAUGAACCCAAGGGACCAUCUUCGCUUAGUUUAUGAGGCCAAUCCUCUUAGUUUUCUUGUUGAGCAUGCUGGAGGCAGGGGAUCUGAUGGCAAAACAAGGAUUCUUUCAAUCCAACCAGUUGAGUUGCACCAAAGGCUUCCCCUAUUCUUAGGGAGUUUGGAUGACAUGCAUGAACUAGAAAGUUAUGAUAAUAUUCAGCAGAAAGUUAAUCCUGGAUACGAAGUUUGAUUAUUAAUGAAUAAGUUUGAUCCAUAUAAGAAGGGAAGUGUAUUGCCGGAAGUUUUCCACAUGGUUUGGGCUAAAGCUAAAUUUCAAUGCAAUGAAUUCUGUUGGAUAUUUUUUUUGAAUCUAAAAGUUGCUUCAUCAUUUCAGCAGUCGAUUGACUCAUCUACUUUAUCCUAUAUCUUGUAUUUUUUUUUUCCAGUUGAACAAAGUGUUAUUUUUUUUAGAAAAAACUUUUGCAAAUAGUGAAGCCAAAUUUUGCAA